AAUUUUCUUUGUACUCAAUUACUAUUUUUAAUUUACAUGCAAAUAGACAUGUUGUUGAUGUUUUUAUAGUUCUUUAUUUAUUUCAUUAUUUUCUGCUGUUUUUUGUGUGUAUAAAUAGUGAAAAAUUGGUACAUUUCCAUAGAAACCUAUGUCCUUUGUUUGUAUUUUGGGCUCCUGGCAACUUUAUAUUUGUAAUUUAAAACAAAUGAAACAUUUGACUGAUUUGACCAAAUUUGUGUCGGAAAAAAGGGGCCAUGCAUGUGAUGUCCAGAGAUUGGAUGCUGCCUUCACUUCCUCCUGGUUUCCAUCCUCCAUGUCAGCUGAGCCUCAAACCCUUGAGUGCGCAAGUUGAUAGUGUGUUCACCUGAAUGUGCCUAGUGAGUGUGCAUGUUUGUGUGUGUGUGUGAGUAAAUCCACUCUAGGCCUAUGUGAGUGUGUUGCUUUAGGGUAGUGUGUGUGUGUGGAUGUGUGUGUCUGUGUCAAUACCCCCAGCCCACCAUGUCCCUGUAUCCCUCAACGCUCCUGCUGAGUCCAUCGGCGUGUCUCCACCUCCUCUGUCUGCUGCUGCUCCUCACUGACUGCUCCACCACUACAGUAUCUAAAAAGGACCCGAUAAUGCCCGAGCCCCCACAAGGUGAUAAUGGUGGCGUCACUGGAAAUGCAACAGAUCUGCAAAUGGAACAGCACCCAGAAGGCACACAGCUGGACCAAGUCUUCCCCAACUCAUCUUCACCAGUCAACCACACCUCUGUCAGCAACACAGUUCAUUCCUCUCCAGUAACUCCCACCCCACUCAACCAGUCUGCAGGAGGAAACCCUCCAUCCACAGCCCCACCACCACCACCACCACCACCACCACCAACUCAACUUGCAGCUCCUCCUCCUUCCUCCACAGGUUCGCCCAAACAGGCUGUUCAGACUGAAAGCAUCACCAGCACCGGUACCACUUCAUCUACAGAACCUGUUCAACAUGUAUACAACACCACUUCACUGGUGACUUCUACAACUAUAGAAACACCAAAGCCUACUACUACAGCUACUACAAUGUUUACAACAACCGUAACAAAACCAACAUCAGCACCACCAACACCACCACCUACACACCCUGCAGCAACUUUAAAAGCAACAACCACACUUACAAAGUCUACAACGGCUGUUACUUUAAGUACAACCACAGGUAGAGGGAAGACGACACCACCCCCAACAACAACAACACCAACAACAACACCUCCACCACCAACAACAACAACAACAACAACACCAACACCAACAACACCUCCACCACCACCACCACCAGCUGACACACCACAGCCUAAAGCCCCAAGUACUACAGCACCAGUUCAAACCCCUUCAACCAGAGGGCCUACUACCAAAACUGCUACGAGUACCGGUAAUCCCGUUGAUCACAAAGAGUCUGGAACAAAAGUUGGCAUGGUAGAUGUAGCGGGGGCUCCUCUGACUGAGCAGCUGGUGGAUACAGCAUCUCUACUGGCCGUCCUGCUCUUCGGCCUGCUCUUCUUCUUGGUCACCGUGGCUGUGUUCGUCAGACAGGCCUACGAGAGCUACAGGAGGAAGGACUACACCCAGGUGGACUACCUGAUCAAUGGCAUGUACACAGACUCUGGGGUUUGAGGGAGGAAAGGGGCUAAGCACAACGUGUGGGGGAUUGUUUAUGCGUUUGGAGACUAUAGAGAGACUGGUUGGUAACAGGGCGGUGCUGUGAAAUCACAAGGUGAGUCAGUGCCGCUGUUAGACGGUUGGAGAAGAAGUAGGAAUGGACUAAACUGACCAUCAGCUCACUGAAGUGACUCUAAAGCUGAUCUGUUUGUAUCCUAACUGCUACACUUAAUGCUUUUGUUCUUUCCUGCUUCUCUUUCUUUAAAGGUUUGAAUGAAAGAGUUUGGCUUGUCCCAGUUUUGCCAAAUGUUGAGCAACAUAGAGGUUACCUGGAUGUAACUCCAGUUGUAUGUGCAAAGCCCUCUAACAGACUUUGCUAUUGCCCCUCAACAGAAUCUCGUCCACAUCGCUGGUCAGUCCAGUUCUAGGGUGGCUUGACCAAUCGGGGUGCUUCCAAAGUGAUAAAAAGCUCAACAGAUAUUUUUUUUGUCUGGCUGAAAAAUAUACCUGUAGAAUUGUUUGUCAGUGCUCAUUAAGGACCAGGGCAAACGUAUAACUUCUUCUACAUAAAGAGAGCGUAAAUUGACAAAAAUAUGACAGCAGAUUGAUGAUAAAUUCCUCAGUCCACCUGGACCUUAAUGACGGACUCUUCUAUAAGCAAUGAACCAAGAUCUGUAUCAUGAAACAUUCCCACAUCAAUCAGUAGAGCUGAGUGGUAAUUCAAAAUCAUUAACUCUGUUUGAUUGUCUACUUAGAUAACAAAGUUGUCAACUUUUGAGUUUGUUUUGCACAUUUGAUCAAUUUUGUCGUCUUUUAUCCAUAUAAUUAAUUGUAGUGAACACCAUAAUUUGAGUAUUUUCCAUACGGGAAAGCAUCCUAAUUUAUACAGUGAUAGUGAUCUUUGACUAUAUUGCCCAGCCCUACAGCUCAUCUUUCUAGAUAUGUUGCCAUUUCCACCUAAAUGUAUUUAAGGCAACAGUUGUAAUGAUUGAUGUCAGUGGUUCACAUGAUGCUAGUUUAAAGAAAAAAAUAAUGCCAGAGCACAGAUUUACUGCUUAUAUUGUGAAAGUCAUCAGGGUUCGGUUAAUUCUGUUUGAGUUUAGAAAUAUCCACAUGGAGCUUUAGAAAAUUUGGGGAAUUCUGGGCUUUAGAAGUAAGUUGUUAAGGACACGUCUUGUUUAUAAUAACUUGAGUCUGACUUUGAUAGUUUGGGCCACCAUUUCUCUCAGGAAUAUUAAUCUUGUGAUUUCAAAGUUAAUCUCUGGGGGUUUAAAACACAGCUUCAACACGAAAGAGCAACUCAGCACCUCUUGAAAAUCUUGCUUAUGUAGAGCCCCCAAGGUUUAACUUCUCACCUUGUUGUCAGGACACUAUGACAUCACUGUUGCCUGUGGUUACAAACAAACAUGAGCAGGUUGGAGUAAUAAACCAGAGAGAGAGAUUAUAAGCGGAGUCAGCAUUUCUGGCACAGCUACAACUACUUUAAGGUACACAGAGAAAGAAAAAAGUCUUCAGCAACACAGAUUAUUACAACACUUCAGGUAAAAUAAUCUGGAUAAACUGUUGUCUGAACGCCUAUUACUGAGUAAAGUAGUAGGCUACUGUGCUAAAGUUUUAGGCAGGUGUGGGGAAAAAAAUGCUGUAAAAUAAGAACACUUUCAAAAAAUAUAUUUUUUUUUCAUAGUUUAUUUGCCUUUGCCUUCAAACCAGCAUCUAAUAUUCUCAGCAUUUUUUCCACACCUGCCUUUUUUAGACUUCUGCACCGUACUGUACAGUGUAAUUAUAACUGAUGGAAAAGAUGGCCAAAAAUACAAAAGUUAGAAGCAAGUUGUUCUACAGUAGAAUAAUCCUUUGAAUGUAACCUGAGUGACAUUACAGCAUAGAGAGCUCCAUACUUUUAUCAAAAGUAAAUAACCAUAUGGAAAAACUUCAAACGAUUCCACAGAGGUAGAAUAGUUUUUCAGAAAGACGUUUACAGUGGAAGAUGUGUUUCCAUCGCUCUGCAUUAAGUUUCCCCAGAUGCGGUCGGUGUGUUGGGGCCAAAGUUUAUACUGUGUGGUAUCUGGUAUAGUCAGUAGGGGGACCACAGAGUCCUCUUAUAGUCAAGCCAUCAGGUUAAUGAUUCUUGAGAGAAAACCUCACAACAUUUUCACGAUGGUGAAGAAAGAUCCGGAGAUGUGACUGAUGCUAUGGGUAGCUCCUCUUAUGUGUCUUACAUUUCAUUAUUGUUGUUUUGGUUUGUUUAAAACGUCUUCAUUUCAGUACACGAUCAGACAUUUUUGGGGAAAUCAGUUUGUUUGCUGCAAAACCUAAAGCUACAAUUUGUGAGAAAUGCUGUGUGGUUAAUACAGGUGCAUCUAAAAAAAUUAGAAAUGAGAAAAGAUUUAUUUAUGUCAGUAAUUCAAUUCAAGAAGUGGACAUAACACAUAUAGAUCCAUUAUACACAUAAUGAAACAUUUCAUGUCUUAAUUUAUUUAAUUUCUUCUAAUUAUAAUGAUUAUGGCUUACAGUUAAUGAAGACCUAAAAUUCAGUGUCUCAAAAAAAAUUGAACAUUACAAAAGACCAAUUUUAAAAAGUAUGUUUAAUAUGGAAAUGUUGGCCUCUAAAAAGUAUGUCCAUCUAUAUGCAGUCAAUACUUGGUUGGGGCUAUUUGACUUGAACUACUGGAAAUGGACUUUUCCAUCAUAUUCUAAUGUAUUGAGAUGAACCCGUAAUUUACAUGGUCACAGAAACAAGGUAUUGAACAAUUCAGCAAAAGAAAAAGCAAUAUCUUUAUUGGGGAGCCUGGUGGGCUACAUGGUGGUGUAGUGGUUGACUUCUGACGCAGCUCUUCUGUAUGGAGUGUGCAUGUUCUCCCCGUGUCAGUGUGGGUUCUCUCCGGGUACUCCGGCUUCCUCCCACAGUCCAAAAACAUGCACUAAGUUUAAUUGGUGACUCUUAAUUGCCCGUAGGAGUGGAUGAGAGCGUGAUUGUCUGUCUCUAUGUGUCAGCCCUGUGAUAGUCUGGCGGCCUGCUCAGGGUGGACCCCGCCUCUCACCCAAUGUCAGCUGUUAAGGAUAAUGAAUGAAUGAAAAAGGGCACCCUGGUGGCUUAGGGAUUAAAAUCUCUCACCAUGAACCACAACGCCCCCAAGUUCAAGUAUGGCCAGGGACAUUUAGUGCGCGUUCCCUGUGUUCGCUCUACUGUCAACACUCUCAUGUACAGCUUUAAAAAAUGUCUUAAACCACAGAUUAUACAGUCAUGGAAAAAUUAUUAGACCACUGUUUUCUUCAAUUUCUUGUUCAUUUUAAUGCCUGGUACAACUAAAGGUACAUUUGUUUGUACAUAAUGAUUUUGGUUAUUAUCAAGAAAACCAUGGAAAAUGGCUAGAUAUCAGCACUUAAAUUAAACUCUUCUGAGCUUUUUUUUUGUUAUCAUUAUAUUUGCCCAAAUAAAUGUACCUUUAGUUGUACCAGGCAUUAAAAUGAACAAGAAAUUGAAGAAAACAAGGGUGGUCUCAUAUUUUUUUCCAUGACUGUAUAUGGUCAAUGACUCUACAGUUUUAACAUUUCUACAUAUGUUUAGACUAAGAGCUUAGCACGAAGCUGAAAGCAGGAGCAGCUGCUAGAAUUCACAUUUUGUGGCGCUUCCCCUGCUGAACACAGCCUGGCUCUGUCUCUUACUGGAGACAUCUGUACAAUAGCAGAUAAAUCUCUUCUCAUCUAACUGUGCUUAACCACAAAUACUACUAUUUCCUGGAUGUUUUUUUUUUGUUUUUCUUAGAUAUCCGAGUCUUAUGAUUUCAUUUUUUUCAUUCCAUUCCAUUGCUUUUCAUUCAUCCUAAUGACAUUUCAGAAAGUAUGCAGUGUUUAAUGUUGUUGCACACAAAUUAAGGGAAAAGGGCCAUACGAGUUUAUUUCAAUAUAUUUUCUAUUUUUCCGAGGUGAAUGUAUUUUUAAAUGCUCAGCUAUUUUUGGAUAUUAUGGGUUGUUUGUCUUCUGUAUAAAUCCAUCUGUCACUCUCCAUUAACGAACAAGUUCUAUUCAUGUCUGAUUUAAUUUCAAUGUUUUAUAUUUCUCCUAACAUGGAUCUCAAGCCAUUCAUACAUAUAUUUUUAAAGAAAAAAACCCUCUGAAUUCUGACUUCCAUAUGAUAUAUUUUUGACUUGUUUCCUUCACAAUGAUCCUUUUGUUUUAUCAUAAUUAUGGGAUUUCUCAUAAUGAGAUCAAGUUCCCUGCAUGAGUGAAACACACACAUUUCUGUUAUAAUCUCAAAAUGCUAAGUCAUAAUUCUGAAGUUGUAUGGAUUGAUUUAUACAUAAGAUGAUUAUUGUCUUAACUGUUUAAAUACAUUGGACAUAGUGAAGGGACAACGAAGCUUCAUGGACCAUUUGCUUUAUUUACGGAGCCCACUAGAUGGCGCUCUUUGUUCAACAAAAGGCUGAAAACACACUCAACUACCAUUGCUAAAGCCUUUUUUUUAAAGCCAAGACCGCCAUCUAGUGGGGUCAAAAAAUAAAGCAAAUGGUUCAAGAAGCUUCAUUGUCCCUUCACUGAUUUGACAAAGUGAUAAACUCAUACUCAGAAGUGUCUGUUAGUUAUGAAAAACAUGAUAUUCAGAAUUAUGGACAGGUAUUCAAUUAGCCCCUCAGUUAUUCUCAAUGGUUCUGCAUUUCAUUGACAACAAAAACGCAUUCAUGCUAAAAUACUGUUGCCUUUUCUCUUCUCUUGACCACCACUUGGUAUUAGUUGUCUUCUUCUGAGGGGUUCAUGGUUGGUGGACAAUCGCCAAAUAAUCACUGAAGCACAUUAUUGUAUGAUAAAGCCAAGGGAAACAUAAAGCCAUUAUCGAUAUGUGACAUGAAGAGUAAAAUUUAUUGGUGGAUCUGAAAGCUCACACAGCAGAAGAUGUUUUCAGUUUCAAAAAGUGAUGUUAGAACUGUUAACUGAGUGUUUUGUGCAGUAUUUAGAAUAUUUUUGUAUUGGACCUGCCAAUUUUGUGUUAAGUUUCCAUAUAUUUCAAGUUGGUGUCUUGCCAUUAUUGAUUUGUUGUCUUAUUUUGUAAGGGACAAGAAAAUCCCCUGAAACGGUAAUUGAAAAGUGUCAUUAAAAUGUGUUUAUAAGGGCAUAAAUUGCAAUCCAUGCAGAAGCAGAGAGUGGCCUUGUUAAUAGAGGUUGGGGGAAAAAAUGAAUACAGCAUAGUAUUGUGAUAUUUUGCAUGGGGAUAUUGAUUCAUGGCCGCCAAUUAUCGAUAUUUAGCUAAGGAAUCUAUAGGCACUGUGUGCGUGAGGAUAUCGUGUCGGGAAGUUGUUGAAAUAACGCUAAAGUUAGACUUUUUUAUGAUUAAUUCAAAAAAAUUCAGAGCAGUCUGUGUGUUUGACUCUCAUUGUGGAGAAAUAAAAAGACUGAAGUGAGAUGAAUAGACUGAAAAUUUUCUGAUUUGACAAAACAAUUCUUGAUUGAAUUGAAUUUUGUGGACACCAAAUGCAGUUAAACAGUGAAAUCACAAUAUAUUAGAGAUAACCAAUAUUGUAUCGCAAUAAUGGACAAAUGGUCCGCUCUCUGCUUCCAUACAUGGGUUUUAUUAGUGAAGGGACAAUGAAGCUUUGUGAACCAUUUGCUUUAUUUCCUGACCCCACUAGAUGGCGGCCUUGGCUUUAAAAAAAGGCUUCAGCAAUGGUAAUUGAGUGUGUUUUCAGCCUUUUGUUAAAUAGAGAGCGGCAUCUAGAGGGCUCCGUAAAUAAAACAAAUGGUUCAUGAAGCUUCGUUGUCCCUUCACUCGGUGUUAUUAUUUUAGUUUAUUUUCUCAUCAUUACUGAUACAUUUUAUUAACAUCAGCAAGCCAAUGUUUUGUUUGUUAUAUGGUCAUCACUAAAAAGAAAUUCAUGACAUCGGCAUAACCCGAUCAUCUUAAAAGAUGAUUUGGAAUUAAGUAAAAAUAUUCAAGAUUCAGACAUUAGGUAAUCACCGCCUUGUGUCUGCUAUGUAGAGAUAAUUAGCGUAGUGCUUUUUUCAAUUAAAAAAUGAGUGAGUGAUCAUUGGAAACAGAAUCUAAGCUUCUCUUGCAGUGUUUAAGAUUGACUUCAGUUUUCCAAUGACUACUAAAAUCACUCUUCUGACAGUUAAAAUGUCCUGCAUACUGUCCCUGUACGCCAGUGAAUCAUUUUAAAAAAACAGAUGAUUUUCAUGUUGUAAUUUAAUGUUUCUGAUGUCAAUAAUUUUGAAGUGAGCUGUUCAAGGUCCUUGAAAACAACGCUGACAGAUUGUGUUCAGUAUGGAUUGGUGUUUUGCCAUAACUGAUGUGCAGAAUGUCAAGGAAUGACGAUAAGACACCUGCUGUGUGCCAACUCAACAUUGUAUGAAUGCACUUUAAAAAAAAAAAAACAUUUUUACUUGCAGAGAAUAAAUAAUAAAAAAGAACCAAAUCGA
This is a messenger RNA of Centropristis striata (black sea bass), 8025 nucleotides long. RefSeq lists its product as uncharacterized. NCBI's taxonomy places the organism in Eukaryota, Metazoa, Chordata, Actinopteri, Perciformes, Serranidae. Bases 499 to 1632 code for a protein of 377 amino acids. The transcript has 3 exons. The record is from RefSeq and is a predicted model, not a curated record.